AUGCCGGACGUCCUGGGCGGCGCCGGAGGGAAGAAGAGGCAGAAGAAGCAUGCGGAGGAGAAGAAGUCGUUCCGACCCGGGGACCUCCCGCCUCGACGCGGGCGGGAGUGGAACCCGGGCGCGGGCCCUCGUCCCGAGAGGGAUGAAAAAAAGCGAUCCGGCGACGAAAACGACGGCGGCGGCGGCGGCGGCGGCGGCGGCUCCGACGCGCGACUGAGCAACGUGUGGUACGAGGCGAGCGAGACGCUCGCGCUCCCGCCCGCGGUCGCGAAGCGCGCGAAGGAGCCGUCGCAGCGCGAGAUGGACGAGAAGGAGCGCGUCGCGCGAGGCGCGCUCGAGGAGCGGACCGCGGCGUACGAGAGGCUGCAGGCGCGAGGGAAUUCCGCGGACACGAGAUGGCUGAGCGCGGUGCGCGCGUCCGGCACCGCCGCGGAUAAGAUCGCGGCCGCGACCGUCCUCGCGCAGGAGGACCCGGUCGCGAACUUGAAGUCGUUGGAGUCGCUGCUGUCGCUGCUCGAGAAGGCGCGCGUCAAGGGCGGGAAGCGCGGCGCCGUGCAAGCCGUCGCGGCGUUGCAGGAACUCUUUCGCGACGCGCUUUUACCUCCGGACAGAAAGCUGAAGUACUUCAGCGAGCAGCCGCUAACGCGCGCCGCGGACGCGCCGAACGAGCGCAAGCGCCUCAUGUACUGGCACGUGGAGGAUCUCGUGAAGCGCGCGUAUUCGCGCUUCGUGAACGCGCUCGACGCGUUGUCGCGGGAUCCGCUCCCGGUGCUCAAAGAGAAGAGCGUCAAAGCCGCGUACGAGCUGCUGCGGUCGAGACCGGAGAACGAGAAAGCGCUGCUGGACGUAAUCGUGAACAAGCUCGGGGACCCGCAGCGGCGGACGGCGUCGAACGCCGCGCACUUUUUGCUCGAGAUCGUGAGCAAGGAGCACCCGGCGAUGAAACGCGUCGUCGCGAGAGAGGUGGAGGCGUUUUGUUUCCGGCGAGGCGUCGGGCUCAAGGCGCAGUACUACGCCGCCGUGUUGCUGAAUCAGUUCCCGCUGAACCACGGCGAGGACGGGAAGAAGCUCGCGUCGCAGCUCGUGGAGUUUUACUUCUCGCUGUUCAAAGAGGCGAUGGAGAACCCCGGAGGCCAGGGCGACGACGACGGAGGUAAGGGCGGCGCUAAGAAGGCGCGGUGGAAGGACGGGAAGAAAUCCAGCGGCGGCCGCGGCGGCAGGGGCGGCCGCGGCGGCAGGGGCGGCGGCGGACGAGGCGGAAGAGGCGCCGCCGGACGAGGAAGAGGCGGCGGACGAGGCGGGAAAAAAUACGGCGACGUCAAACUCGCGCCCGCCGCGGCGCUCGGCGCGGGCGUCGACGCGCGCGUCGUCUCCGCGCUCCUCACUGGCGUCAACCGCGCGUUCCCGUACGUCGACCCCGACGCGGUCGAGCCGCUCGUGGAGAAGAUCUCGCCGUCGCUCUUCGCGAUCGCGCACUCGCCGAACCUCGGCGGCGCGCUUCAGGCGCUCGCGCUGUUGCUGCAGCUCCUCUCCGCGCGAAACGCGGUGAGCGAUCGAUUUUACCGCGCGCUCUACGCGACGAUGACGCACCCGUCCGCGUCGCGCUCGAGCAGCGCGGCGGCCGGGCAGCUCCUGUCGCUGACGUUUCGAGCGCUGAAGGACGACCCGAACCCAUCGCGAGCCGCGGCGAUGAUCAAGCGGCUGCUGCAGGUGGCGAGCCACGCGCCCGCGCCGUUCGCGUGCGGCGCGCUGAUGCUGACGUCGGAGUUUUUGAAGCUCAAGCCGGGGCACUGGGACGCGGUGCGUCAGCCGAGGGAGGGCGCGGACGCGGACGACGUCGAGACGUUCGUGGACGAGGACUCGGAGGACGACGAGGACGAGAAGACGCGACGCGACGAGAAGAAGAAGAAGAAGAAGAAGCGCGGCGGCGGCGGCGAGGAGGAGGACGGGGACGAGGGGGAGGACGACGACUCGGAAGACGCCGCAGAAAACGAAAAUUCGGACGAGGACGAAGACGCGCGACGCGGCGUGCGAGCGCGCGAGGCGUCGGCGAACCGCUACGACAUGCACAAGCGGGACCCGCUGUACGCCAGGGCGGACACGUCGUGCUGGUGGGAGCUCGCGCUGCUCGAGAGAAACGUGCACCCGUCCGUCGGCGCGAUGGCGCGGAGUCUGCUGUACGGCGUCAACGUGGAGUACCUCGGCGAUCCGCUCGCGGACAUGACGCUCGCGAGCUUCCUCGACAAGUGGCUGCAGAAGAAGCCGAAAAAGAUGAAAAAAGCCGGCGCGACGGGGGGAUCGAGCGCGAUGAUGAAACGAAGGGACGCGGCGGAGCUCGAGGCCGCGGCGGCGGUCGCGCCCGGGACGGCGGAGUUCGCCGCGCUCGCGGAGGAGCGCGUCGACCCGAGCGAGGUGUUUUUCCAUCGCUUCUACGCGAACAAGGCGGAGGGCAAGUCGGGGAAGAAGAAGGCGGCGGAUAAGAAGAAGGCGGGAAACGACGACGACGACGACGACGACGACGAUCUCGGAGGCGGUGGGUCCGAGUCCGAGUCCGACGACGACGCCACCGCGGAGCGACGGAAGAAACUCGCCGCGCGCGCCGGGAUCGAGGGGUUCGAGAACGAGGACGACGAGGCGGACUCGGACGCGGACGACGUCGACCUUGGCGACCUCGAACUCCCAUCCGACGACGACGACGACGACGAGACGGCAGAUGGAGCCGCCUCGACCGUCGUCGCCAAGGGGGUCAAGGGGAAGGACCUCGACGCGCGGAAGGCUGGGUUCGGCGGCGACGAGGACGAUGAGAUGGACGCGGUGCUCGAGCGGGAGGAGAAGAGGGAAGAGCGCGCCGCGGACGCGGACCGGUUCAACUACGACGCGCUCGCGGCGGCGUACGGCGCUAAGCCCGGGUAUCUCAUGGCGGGGUACUUCAAGAAGCAGACCGAGGUGGGUUCGGACGGCGACGACGACGACGCGGAGAACGCGGAAGACGCGAGCGGCGACGACGGGAGCGAGGACGAGGACGAGGACGGCUUCGUGAAGGGCUCCGACGCCGUCAAACUGUGGCCCGCGGUGGAGGGCGACGGCGAGUCGGAGGACGAGGAAGAGGAGGAGGAGGAGGAGGAGGAGGACGACGACGACUCGGAGAAGGAGGAGGACCCGUUCGACGCCGCGAUGAACGCCGCGCUCGAGGCGGACGACGACGACGAGCCGCCGCCGAACGAGGACGUCAGCUUCGAAGGUUCCAUGUCAGAAGACGACGACGACGACGAAGAGGAGCCCCCCGCCCCCGCCCCCGCGUCCGCGAAGAGGGAGCCGAUCACCCUCACGGCGGCGGCGCCCGGGAAGGGGAAGAAAGGAGGGGGCGCGUCGCUGAUCGGCGACGCCACGUUCGCGUCGUACGACGACUACGAGGCGAUGAUCGAUGAGGAUUUCAGCGAACACCCGCCCGCGGGGGAGGACGACGGGGAGGACGACGGCGACGGCGGCGGCGACGACGACGACGACGAAGCGCUCGCCGCGGCGUUGGGACUCGAGGACGAGGACGAGGACGGCGAGGACGAGGAAGAAGAACCGCCGGCGAAGAAGAAGGCGCCGACGCCGCCCGCGAAGCGAGUGACGCGGUCGUCCGCGAAACGUCCGAGCAGCGCGAAGGGAUCGGGGUCCGCGUCGAAGAAGAAGCGCGGCACGUAGGCAUUCAAUGAAUAACGGACAUAAAAAAUUGACUAUUUAAA
Molecule: messenger RNA, 3734 nt
Organism: Micromonas pusilla CCMP1545
Lineage: Eukaryota; Viridiplantae; Chlorophyta; Mamiellophyceae; Mamiellales; Mamiellaceae
Exons: 2
Coding region: 1-3693 (1230 amino acids)
Cellular component (GO): nucleus
Source: RefSeq, a predicted model, not a curated record